GUCAUAUACGCUGUGAGCGCAUUGGCCAAGUCAUUGUACAACCGAAUGUUCGGCUGGCUGGUGACUCGAGUUAACAAAACCCUCGAUACGAAGAUCAAGCGGCAACAAUUCAUCGGCGUACUAGACAUUGCCGGGUUCGAGAUCUUCGAUGAGAACGGAUUCGAGCAGAUCUGCAUCAACUACACGAACGAGAGACUUCAGCAAUUCUUCAACCAUCACAUGUUCGUGCUGGAACAGGAGGAGUACAAAAAGGAGAACAUUCAAUGGACCUUCAUUGACUUUGGUAUGGACCUGGCCGCCUGCAUUGAACUCAUUGAAAAGCCAAUGGGCAUCCUCUCCAUCCUCGAGGAGGAGUGCAUGUUCCCUAAGGCCAGCGACCAGACAUUUAAGGCCAAACUGUACGACAACCAUCUCGGCAAGAGUCCCAACUUCACGAAGCCGAAACCGCCCAAACCGGGCCAGCCCGAGGCCCACUUUGAGCUGCAUCACUACGCGGGCAUUGUACAUAUUUUAUUCUUCACUCUGAUUCAUGAAUAUUUUGUCUCCUUCAAAAUAAGAUUUAUUUAUAUUGGACAUAUGUAA
This is a messenger RNA of Protopolystoma xenopodis, 582 nucleotides long. Lineage: Eukaryota; Metazoa; Platyhelminthes; Monogenea; Polystomatidea; Polystomatidae. The record is from the annotation of a GenBank genome assembly.